Messenger RNA from Penicillium paradoxum, 1959 nucleotides. Its product is annotated as RanGTP-binding protein. The transcript has 3 exons. Gene Ontology annotation, cellular component: cytoplasm; nucleus. The coding region runs from base 1 to 1959 and encodes 652 amino acids. The record is from RefSeq and is a predicted model, not a curated record. Gene Ontology annotation, molecular function: GTPase regulator activity. Lineage: Eukaryota; Fungi; Ascomycota; Eurotiomycetes; Eurotiales; Aspergillaceae.
AUGGAUACCUUUCUGACGGGGGUUUGUCUCAUAUAUGACCAGUCAUGGGGCGAGUGGCUGAUUCAUGCAUCACAUCUAGCUCACCCGGCAGGCGAUGAAUUAUGCCAUUCGGAAGAAGCCGAAGCUGAUAAUUUCCCUUCGCUCGAUAAGAAUGUGAACAGCGAGGACCGAGAUGAGCUACUUUCCUUGCAACAACGCUUAGAAAGCAAGAUCCAGGUUAUCGCCCCGUCUAUUGACAUGAUUGAGUUGAUAGCUGCUCGAGGUAAUACGUCAUUGGAAUCUGCCGUCGCCCUCACCAAAUCUCUGAGAUGGGAUAUCCAAGCCCUGGGACAGCGCCUGGCAAAGGCUGCGACAUCCGAAGAACUGAGGCGUAGAGGCGCCAGGUCCUCCAAAGACCAGAUGAAUAGCGAGAAAGAAAUCAAGCUUAUCAUCAAGGACAUCAAAAGAUUACUGGCUCGGAUUGAAGAUGCAGUCCCAUUGAUGAAUUUGGCCAUCACUACGUCUGGGGCCAAGUUAUCCACCAAUUUACCCGCAACGGUGUCACCGUCCCGUCUCCUUCAAGCAAGCACGUUUCUUACAGCUGGGGAUACGCAGUAUUCGAUAUCCCCGUCCCAGGCAGUGCAGAUAGGACCGACUUUUACCCUAUCAAUGUACAUGCUGUUUGCCAGCCAUUUGCGACCUCAUGACGAAGAAUCUGUUCGCGAGGCAACGUGGAAGGAAGUCAUGCACAAAGCACGUCUGAAACUUCGGCGUGUUCCAAUAGAUUCAUUGCAGUCCCCCAGCCAGCAUCCACGAAAGAAACUUCCAGGCCCAGCCGGCACCGAUGAAUACACUUACCAAGUCCUGAUAAUCGAAGACCUAGAUGAUGGUCGAGUUCAUACAUUCGAUGAAAAUGAUCCGCAACCUCAUAAAUAUGAAGGCAUUUCCAAGGCAGGGAUCCGGGAGAUUCUUCCCAUCCAUCAAAUUUCUAAGAUUUUCUACGCCGACACAGGGAGGAUCUUGAACAUAAGCACAGAGGGCGAAACAAAUAAUCCAGUGUUGUUAUUGAAACGGGACCUCAAUGCCCUCCCCCCACGCCGUAUGAUGGAACGUGACGAGGUCGAGGAGGACUUUACUCGGGCAGAAUCCGAAGUGGAACCAGAGGAUGAGGAGCAAGCUCAACUCGAUGCACAACUGAAUGGAGGUGAUUUCCCAGGGAACCAAAGCUUCAGCUCUCUACAUGAAGACUCAAUACCCGAAGAAUGGCGUUUACCUGCCGGACUGGACCCAGAAUGGAUUGCAUUUGAAGUCUACAAUGAAGACGAAACCUCCGACACCGAGUCCGAAGCUGAAAACCUCGAAUCUUCCACAAGUGAACACUCGAUUGAUUCAAAUAUGAUGGCGAAGCUGUCCCUCAAUGAAAAGCGGCAACCAUCAUCCUCCCCAUCCCCUCAACAAGAAUCCUUCUCAUCCCCCGCCGCAACAACAACAGUCUCCAACCCGCACUUCGAAAACAUUCGUACAUCCCUUUCCCUCCUCGAAACCCUCCUCCGCCUAACAUCCCUCCAACAAUUCCAGCAACAAUCGCAUUUAUCCAUCAGUGACGAGUUGCUGAACUUCUUCUUGGAGGAAUCCUCCACCACCGGCGCCGGUGGUGACGAACAACACCGCCAGCGGCUCCGCUCCGAGGCCCGCCGCCGCGUUGGUUGGGAUCCUUACAACGAAAGCCCAGUCAAACACCGCGGCGAGGAUUACCAGUACGGCUGGGAGCCUGGUAGUACCCCUCACCAAUAUGGCGGUGAUCCUUACUCGCCUAGUGGGCGUGCGCAGGGCUUCCACAUCCGUUCCAGAGAGAGUACACCGGAGACCCCGGUCCGCAAAGUUUCGCCGAAUAUCCGUCCAAGUGGCCUGCGUGGUGUGAUGCCUGCGUAUAGUGAGUCACCCCUUUCGAAGAAGAUGGGUAGAUCUCCGAAUGAUUGA